Molecule: messenger RNA, 1026 nt
Organism: Solanum lycopersicum (tomato)
Lineage: Eukaryota; Viridiplantae; Streptophyta; Magnoliopsida; Solanales; Solanaceae
Source: RefSeq, a predicted model, not a curated record
UAAAAUGACGACUCAGCUAAAAAUUCUCUUUUUCCGUGCCACAGCAGAGGAAAGCGCGGUGAACGACAGCUCCAUUUCGAGAUCUACCUAUUCGAAUCUCCGAUCGCCGAUCGCCGGAUCUCGUCCAUUUUUCAGUUACACAGAGAUGGGGCUGUCUUUCACCAAACUUUUUAGUCGCCUCUUUGCUAAGAAAGAAAUGCGUAUUCUUAUGGUUGGUCUCGAUGCUGCUGGUAAAACCACAAUUCUCUACAAGCUCAAGUUGGGGGAAAUUGUUACUACUAUACCUACAAUUGGCUUCAACGUGGAAACAGUUGAAUACAAGAACAUCAGCUUUACCGUGUGGGAUGUUGGGGGUCAGGACAAGAUUCGACCUCUAUGGAGGCAUUAUUUCCAGAACACUCAAGGCCUCAUCUUUGUGGUUGACAGCAAUGACAGAGACCGUGUUGUUGAGGCAAGGGACGAGCUUCAUAGGAUGUUGAAUGAGGAUGAACUAAGAGAGGCUGUGCUGCUUGUUUUUGCAAACAAACAAGAUCUUCCAAACGCAAUGAAUGCAGCUGAAAUCACCGACAAACUUGGACUUCAUUCUCUUCGACAGAGGCACUGGUAUAUCCAGAGUACAUGUGCCACUUCUGGAGAAGGGUUAUACGAGGGACUUGAUUGGCUAUCGAACAAUAUUUCAAACAAGGCUUAGAGCAUCAAUUAGAUUCUGCCCUCGCUUGUCGCUCGCUUACCUAUAUCUGGAGUAUAGAUGUUAAACACCGUUUGGUUAUUUUGGAUAGAAAGAAGAUCAAUUUCUGAAAAAUAUCCUGCAUUUCUUUCCCUUUUCAUGCUUUGGUUAGUUGCUACUUUGCUUGCAAUGUAAAACAUUAAUAUUGUUUUUUCGUAUCGUAGCCGGAGCUACUUUAACCCUUUUAAUUGUGUCUUCCCCGUCUCCAACACACUUCAUCUUCACCCUAGCUUCCGACCCUUGUAAUUUUGUAUAUAUAUCCAUGAAUAAAUUGAUGAUAUAAAGAAGCAUUGAUGAUA